CAGGUCAUAAUUAACUCUGUACCAUCCAUCCACUAUUUUGCUCUCUCUAUCUCUCUCUCUCUGUAUAUAUAUUUAGUUCCAUCCAUCAGUUUCCCUUCACUGCAAAAAAGCCAAAGCCUGUUACCCACACUGCCACCAAACACCACACUUUUUUCCUUCAUUUUGCCUUCCCUUUUUUCUCUUCCCUUUUUCAAGUGGCCAACCACACACACAUUGUUGCUUCGUUUUUCUCUUCUAAAGAGAAAAAUGGCUGAAAAAGAUGAUGGGGUUGGCUUGAGUUUGAGUUUGAGUUUGGGAGUGAAUCAACAACCUUUCAAGGUGAAUCACAUGCACCACCCUCAACAACAUCCUCAACACCAUCAACCACAACACCAUCAACCCCAACCUGUUCCCGUAAAUCACAACAAAACUCUCUUUGCUGAUUUGUUUCAGUUACCAGAUCGGAGCUCCGAUGUGAUACGAGGAAUCGACGUGAAGUCCACGGCGGACUGUGAGGAAGACAACGGAAUUUCGUCGCCGAACAGCGCCGUGUCAAGCGUUAGCGGCGGCAAGCGGAGCGAGAGGGACGACGAUAAUGCUGCGUUGGUUGCCGGAGAGAGGACGUCGUGCUCGCGGGGGAGCGAUGACGAUGAUGGUGGCGGCGGAGACGGCGAAGGCGGCGAAGGCGGGAGGAAGAAACUGAGGCUCACGAAAGAACAGUCCAUGGUGUUGGAAGAAACGUUCAAGGAGCAUAACACACUCAAUCCGAAACGAAAACAAGCUUUGGCAGAGGAGUUGAAUCUGAAGCCAAGACAAGUAGAAGUGUGGUUUCAGAACAGAAGGGCAAGAACCAAGUUGAAGCAAACGGAAGUGGAUUGUGAGUACUUGAAGAGAUGUUGUGAGAAUUUAACUGAAGACAAUAGAAGGUUGCAGAAGGAGGUUCAAGAGCUUAGGGCAUUGAAAUCAUCCCCACAAAUGUACAUGCACAUGAACCCUCCCACAACUCUCACAAUGUGCCCCUCUUGUGAGCGUGGUCACUCGUCUUCAUCUCCUGCCACCGCUGCCGGCCACCCGGUAGUGGUGCCGCCGACUUCUCGCAAGCUGUUUGGGGCAAACAUCCGGCGGCCGGUGGCAGUGAACACUUGGCCGUUUGAUGGCUCAAUUCCUCGGCCAUAAUUAUGGUCGGGGCAAUGUGAUAUUUACAUGGGUGUCUAGACAUUUUUAGUUACUAGACAAGUGGAAUGGAAAGAAAAAGAACCAAUUUGCUAUGGAAACACUAAUUUGUGGUUUUUUUGGACUGAGGGAUAUAUGAGUUUGGACUUGGUGUUAACUCUUGACGUUCUAUUUUGUGUAUGGCAUACGUUGUAGUGAAGUUGAAGGUUUUUGUGUAGGGUAGAUACGUUAAUGGUUUGAGUGGGGUAAGAUUUCAUAUGGCAAAUAGUAGAAGCAUUUAUUAGUUUAGACUUUAAAAAGAAGAGAAAGAGAAUCCGAAUCCGUGAAGUUCUCAUCAAAUUGAGAUGCCACUUCCUAGGGAAAAGGUGGGGUGGUGGAAAGAGGGUUAAACGUGAAGGAAU
Messenger RNA from Vigna unguiculata (cowpea), 1553 nucleotides. Its product is annotated as homeobox-leucine zipper protein HAT3-like. Gene Ontology annotation, molecular function: sequence-specific DNA binding; DNA-binding transcription factor activity, RNA polymerase II-specific. Lineage: Eukaryota; Viridiplantae; Streptophyta; Magnoliopsida; Fabales; Fabaceae. Gene Ontology annotation, cellular component: nucleus. The record is from RefSeq and is a predicted model, not a curated record. Gene Ontology annotation, biological process: regulation of DNA-templated transcription.